AUGACGCAUCUUCAGCGCCAUUCUGACUACGGUCGCAAAGCCGUUCAUGACCGUGCCAUGGACACCCUUCUCUCUGAACUCUCAACAAGCCACGGCAGGACGCUUUCGUUUAUUGCAACCAUUCAAGAAAUCGCCCGCCGAAACGGAGAGUCUGUCUCUCACAAAGACCUUCUCCAUCUGCAACUUGACUUCAACGCUCUCCCUCCCGACCCUUCGGACUUUCUCCAUGCUUUGCUCCUCAUCGCCCAAACAGCACCAAACAGCGCUGCUGCUUGUCUCGACACGUCUAGCAUCCUUGGUGUUGAGUACAAUUGUGCUACUGGGGGGGUCAAAGAGACUGACAGACCCUAUGAGGCAGCCUUCUUCAUCGACCGCUUCCAUUCGCGUAUAAGAGAGUUGCAGAGUCGUGAGGAGACUCCUUUUGCCGUCUUGCGUGCCCUCUCUCCAGGGCCCCAGAAUUUCGACAGAAAUCAGUUUGUAUCUCGCUAUGAGAUCUUUUAUGGGCCCCAAGAAAACGAUGGACGUAUCCAAUCUCCUAGCAUUCCCGACCAGGUCGUCGAAAGGGGCAUUCUGUUGUGUUUUGUUCUUGCAGAGAAACGCGGUAUGACUGUACAACAGCAACAUCUUAGGGAUCAGUGGGUGCGUAAGCUGUCAGACGAGAUUACAGGUCAGACUGUCAACUCGGUUCUUGAUGAGUACCGUCAUGCUGCUUCCACUAUGAGUGCCGCAGAAAAGGUCAAUGCGCUCAUGUGCACCCUAGCCGGGCGCAAUUUCAUCGUCGAGCGGCCUGAUGGGGCGAUUGCGUGCUACUAUUGGGAUCCCGAAUCUUUAAAGAAGGUUCGUCACCAGAUGAAAAAGUUAUCUCAAGACGUCAACGGACCAAAGUUAUAUGGCUCCUAUUGGCGCAUCGGCUUGGCAUGGACACUUGUCGUCAGUGGCUCACUGCUAGCGAUUUUGUCAGGGGUAUUGAACUGGGCGAAGCGUGAGAACAAAUUCGAGAGGGUCAACGACGUGUUCUCAACGUUUCUCCUUGUGCUUUCGCUGCCAGCCUUCACGGUGAAGAUUGCGGCGACGAAUGGCGAUCAGGCUAUUAAGGACUGGUUGACAGGCGUCAUGAGAGUAAAGAACGUAGAGCAUCUGGAGACACACAUUGCACGGCGUUUAAAGGGCAACAAGCGAAGGGGUUGGGUGGCGAUACAGCGUGUCAAGUGUGAAACGGAUGAUCGGCAGAACUGGACCGCCAAAGACAACAUGUGUUUCAAGACAGAGCAUAUGGAUGGUUCAUUGCGUGCAGAGAAAGACCGCAACAUGAGUGAACUGGAAGUCGUCAUCGGGACCGACGGGAAGCGGGCAAGAUCGUGGAUCCAGAUCAGCAACGAGACCAACAUAAUAGGGAGUGAUGUGAACCAUCUCCAGUUCACAUGCGGGACGACAAACCCGAUUCGCACCCCUGCUUUCUUCAGCCAUACGCCUUCACCGCGUGUCUGGUUUGCCUGA
Chondrus crispus (carragheen) is the source of this 1497-nucleotide messenger RNA. RefSeq lists its product as hypothetical. The record is from RefSeq and is a predicted model, not a curated record. The transcript has a single exon. Bases 1 to 1497 code for a protein of 498 amino acids. Lineage: Eukaryota; Rhodophyta; Florideophyceae; Gigartinales; Gigartinaceae.